Molecule: messenger RNA, 1308 nt
Organism: Exophiala bonariae
Lineage: Eukaryota; Fungi; Ascomycota; Eurotiomycetes; Chaetothyriales; Herpotrichiellaceae
Exons: 2
Coding region: 1-1308 (435 amino acids)
Source: RefSeq, a predicted model, not a curated record
AUGGACACACGCCUACACGUCUACUAUCCGCGGCGGACGCUCGUGCUGUCCGAAUACAUCCCACGGCUCAACCUGACGCAGCCACGACAGGAGCAGCACCAGCCGCCCAAUGUCCUGCUGUUCAUCGGUGGCAUGUACGACAACUUCCGGUCGCCGCGUUAUGUCGACGACCUGGCGGCGUUGUUCCCCCGCAACGAGCCGGAUCAGAAGUGGAGUGUCUUCCAUGUUCAACUGAGCUCGGCGGGCAAGAGUUUUGGUUUGGUCGAUUUGGAUCGUGAUGUCGAAGAGGUCGGCGAGGCGAUUAACUAUAUCAGAAGGUCGAUCACGAAGUCAGCCACCACACCCGUGGUCAUCAUGGGACAUAGCACGGGCUGUCAGGACUCGAUGCAUUACAUGUGCUCAGCAAUCCCAUCGUCGCCAACAUAUUCGUCGUCCUCAUCUUCAUCCUCGUCAUCUUCUUCAUCCUCAUCAUCUCAAUCAACAUCAACAUCAACAUCAACAUCAACACUCCCGAAACCCAUCCGGCCCACCAUCUCCGGCCUGAUCCUCCAAGCCCCCGUCUCCGACCGACAAGCGAUCCUGGAUGCGAUCGACAAAAAGUCCGCCGUCGCCGACGCCUACAAAGAAGCACUGCAGCUGUGCGCCUCGACGCCCAAGCCACUGCACUCCAAAGCCCUGCUCCCUUGGCACCUGUCAUACCCACUGGUCGGGUCGAUUCCCAUGACGCUCGCGCGGUUCCUCAGUCUCGCGUCGCCGGAAAGCCCCGCGUCACCCGCCGCCGACGACUACUUCUCCUCGGACCUCGGCGACGACAUCUUCCGCGGCACGUUCGGCAAGCUCGCGGGCUGCGGACACGUGGUCCCCUCGAAAAAGCCGGACGCGAAGGAUUCGACAGAGGCCGCGCAGAAAAGCCUCCUGGUGCUCAUCUCCGGCAGCGACGAGCACGUCAACAAGCGCAUCGACAAGGCGGAGCUGAUGGCACGGUGGAAGAAAGCCAUCCUCGCAGGCGGAGCGGGUGAGCCCACAACUCCCGCUGUCGCCUCACAAGGACACUCCGAGCCCAGGGCCGUCCUCUCGCCGCAUUCCCUCGUCGUCAAGAACGCGCUGCACGACAUCUCGGGCGCGAGUGUGGAGACGCGGACGGCGCGCUUGGUCGACAUGCGCGGUGCGGUGCUGUCGUAUCUGAGCGAUGUGGUGGGCGAUCUCGAUGGGGGGAGGGAGGAUGCUAAGACUGGGCCGUGGAAGAUCUGGCGCGAUGAUCGCGAUGCCAUUGAGGCUGAGAGGGCCGUUCAGGGGAUUAAACUCUAG